Messenger RNA from Cucurbitaria berberidis CBS 394.84, 2637 nucleotides. RefSeq lists its product as uncharacterized. Gene Ontology annotation, molecular function: DNA binding; DNA-binding transcription factor activity, RNA polymerase II-specific; zinc ion binding. The record is from RefSeq and is a predicted model, not a curated record. Gene Ontology annotation, biological process: regulation of DNA-templated transcription; DNA-templated transcription. The coding region runs from base 210 to 2483 and encodes 757 amino acids. Lineage: Eukaryota; Fungi; Ascomycota; Dothideomycetes; Pleosporales; Cucurbitariaceae. The transcript is spliced from 9 exons.
ACGCUCACACCCUACCAGAACAGUAUUCGCUAUACCCGGGACCAUUCACUCACCACACACGAGACGGAUACGCUUUGCGACUCAUGAUGAAACUGAUGACAUAAUCGACGCCGCACGGACCUGAAGCCCGAAUCGCCCACUUUAGAACAACGCCUUCCUCGCCUUCCGGGCCCGCGGCAUGGCUUGAGGGGCUUCCCAAAUACGCAAAUAUGGAUGACGGAGAUGACAUGGAUAUGUCGCUCGAUGGAGCCACGUCCAAACGUGCAUGCGAUUCGUGUAGGACAAGGAAAAUACGCUGUGAUCGAGCUGCCCCAUGUUCCAACUGCAAAGCGAGCAAGCUGGUCUGUACCACGACCGCACCCACCCAGAAAGCGCAGCGGCAAAGAGUUCACAUCUCUGAAGAAUACGAGAAGAAGAUUGAUCGCAUUGAAGACCGUCUUUCCAGCAUUGAAAAUGUCCUCGGCGCUCUGGCCUCCAAACUUGGUAAUCUCGAUAUUCGGGGAGCCUCCACCGAAACGAGCAGCCAGCCACGCUUAACGCGAGUUGGUUCUGGGAAGAGUCCAGGAGCAGUAGCCGAAGCGGUGACACCUGCACCUUUUGAAGGCGAGACGACAAUGAACAGCCAGUCAGACUAUGCUAGGGAGUUUGUCGCCCGAGCUGUCGGCAGCACUCCCUCCAUCGGUCAGGAUGCCGAGAUCAGGUCUGCUCUGACUGCUCUCGGAGAGCUGGUCACUCAACAAAACGCCGCAUCAGCAAACUCCAUAGUCAACCGACCGCUUGCCGACUUUGAUGCUGAGACACUAGAUCGGCCGCCUUGGGAUGCAGUGGGCCAUACCUUGUUGGAAGCUACUAAAUAUACGACGGUCUCCUCCCUCGUUGUUUUCCCUUUUCUCAAGAUGGAAAAUCUAGAAACAAUCAUUGAAGAUGCUUACCACAACCCAAGCUCGUGUGGGCCCGCCCGGCGCGUCCUCGCCUAUGGUGUCAUGGCCAGCUUAUUCACCGAAUUCAGGUCCUACCCAAUGGUUAACAUGGAUGUGACCAACUUUGGCGCAUAUGCAAUCAUGUGCAGGAAGCAUAUAGAAGUUGCCAUGAGCGAGCUCGACCUCUUCAUGCCGGCAAGUUACGAGAACAUCAUGGCCCUCCUAAUUGGGUCGGCAGAGGCAAUUGAGAUAUGCAAACCAUCUCUUUGCUGGGCCAUGAUAUCCUGCGCAGCUGGUUUGUGCCAGAGCCUUGGCUACCAUCGUAUCAACACCAUGGUCAACGACACGACCGAGAUGCGGAAAUCCAAAAUCCAAAUCUUUUGGAUGAUAUACAUGUUCGACAAAACCCUCUCAGUCCGCUUGGGCCGUGCGAGUGUCAUACAAGAUUGGGACAUAUCCCUGCCUUUCGACCUUCCCGAUGAUGGAUCGCCUGGCGACUCUGAAGGUCAGUUGCUCGCCUACUGGGUCAAGGUUGCGCGGGUUCAAGGACAGACUUACGAAAAGCUCUUUUGUCCGGCUGCUUUUCUCAAGUCGCCGGCAGAGCGUACUCGCACCGCGGUGGAACUGGUUGACGCCAUGAACCUAGCAUGGUUUGAGCGGGGGGAGGGGAAUGUAACAGACUUUCCUGUUCCAAGGGAUUACAACGGACGUCACCCCUACGCUGGUCACGGUGCGCGCCUCGACGCAAGUGAAUAUAUCCAAGGCUCAUUCGAGCGUAUCCAGGACAUAUUUUUUCAUGUCGACGUUGUGAUGCAUUAUUCCACAUGCUCGUUAAUCCAGCGCGCCGUUUCCCCAGACAAUGUUACCUUCAAUCAAGAAUGCCUAGAGUCAUCUCGGGCAGCCCUUGUCGCACACAGGCGCGCCAAUUUGCAAUUCAAUACCAAAGGUAACGAAGAGCUAUGGUCUGGAUACAUUCACUGGUCGAUCCUUCAAGCACCGUUCACCCCUUUCAUCGUCAUCUUUUGUAACGCUAUCCAAAAUGCCGACUCAUCCGACCUGGCCUCCCUCACCGACUUCGUCGCCAGCCUUGAAUCAUGUCGCAUGAUAUCUGAAGGUGCCGACAAACUGUACAAGAUGUGCCGUCUCUUCCUGCAAGUAGCAAAACUCUACAUCCAAGCGAAGAGGAGGGACGUACCGGUUACCCCUCAGCAGGCAUCGUACUCGCACAGAAGUCAACCACCUUACCAUCCAGCAACAGAUAGCACCCAAGUUGACCUUAACGCUAUGACGGAAUUUGAUCCUUAUCUUAGCGCUCUUGGUCUAGUGCCCAAUACAGCGUGGCCAAUACCGGGUUUCCCGAACGCAUCUCCAUCGUCGGGUCUAGAUGCUUUUCCAAGGAAUCAAGGCAUGGGAGGCGUUGUAGGCCCAGAUGCUACAGGAAUGGGCAUUGGGCCAUCGACUGCCACUCAAAAUUCGGUUCAAGAUUGGUUCUCGGGCUCAAGAUACCUGAUAAAUCUGAUGGAAGCAGGCGAUGAUUUGCAGAUGCCAGACCUGAAUUUGUGAGAGGAAAAAUUAACCAACGUGGAGAUCUACCGGUAUAUCCUGUUUGCAGAGUAGGCGAGCGUUUCUACGUUCAUUCUUAAUACCCACUCUUUUGUCUGUGUUCGUAACGACUUGAAACUCCUAUCCUGUAUCGACUGAAUAAGCUAAUCCAAGC